UUACGACCAAAUUUGAAACUAAACGCUCGGAUAUAAACAAAUACUAUUUGACAAGUGUAACUUGAAGAAUUUUAUUUUGAAUUAAAAUACUAAUUUUCUCUAUAUUUCUAUAAAUUUGGAAAUGUAUUAUCAAUAUUGAUUGUCAAUAAUAAUUUCCAAUGGAAGUAAAAACUGAUUCGAAAAUGACUAUUGAUCAACAAAAUAUUAAAUUACCAACACUUUCAAAUAAAAAUAGUCAAGGAUAUAUUCAGGAUUUAAGAAAGCUUAAAAAGUUCGAAUUAAAAGAUCUCUUGGAAAGACAAGAUAAAUUACUUUCUAACAAAUUUGUUAUUUCCAAACUAUCUGAUAAAGGUGAAAAGAUAAGAAAUUUAAAGGAAAAAAUUUUAAAAGAACUUGAUCAUCGCAAUGAAGUUGAUGAUGCAGCUCGUCUUUUAUCAAAAUUAAAUAUUGCUAAAGAUGGCAAAUCAGCAAUGAAUCAAUUAGAAUGGACUGGAAAGUAUUCUGAUGCAGAUGUCGAGGAAAAAAUUGUUGAAUUAGACAGCGAUGAUGAUGAGGAUCCAAUUAAAAUUCUCGCUCAGCCCACAGGAACUGGUGUUCAUAAAAAGAAAAUUAUUCAUUUACCAAAAGAAGAGGAAAGUUUAAUAAAACCAGAAGAUUUGAAAAGAAUUGAAUCAUUCAAUUUGAAUAAAUCAGAUGAUUUAGAACAUGUGAAGCAUAUUAUUAAUAUUGUUGAAAAUCCUGAUAAUGAAAAUACUAGAGUAAAAUUUAUGCCUUAUAAAACAACAAAGACAAAUGUCCACGAUCCAAUGAAGGAAAAAAUACGUAAAAAAGGCGAACAUUGGGAAGUUACAGCAGCUACACCACCACAUAUUAUUCAUGGAGCUGUUAAAUGUCUAAGUAUAAAUGAAUCUAUGCAAUUACAAAAGGAACAAGCUGAAAAACUUACCGUAAUUCAAUUGGAGCACGCAGCAAAACGUCUUGCGGAGAAAUUUGAAAUUCAAAAUAUUCCAUCAGUGCCAACUAAUUUGGAAAAUUAUCGCACAAAAGUGAAUUCAGACUCCGAAUCAUCAGAAGCAUCUGCAGAUGAAGAUGAUGAAGUAUACGAUGAAGAAGCAAUCGAAAAAGAACGAGCUGUCGUCUAUUCUAUUUCUAAUUUUGAUUAAUUAUAAAAAAAUCACGUUUUAAAUUUUAAUUAUCAAUAAAAUAUAUUUUUAUUAAA
Messenger RNA from Leptopilina boulardi, 1219 nucleotides. RefSeq lists its product as uncharacterized. The coding region runs from base 159 to 1163 and encodes 334 amino acids. Gene Ontology annotation, molecular function: transcription elongation factor activity. The record is from RefSeq and is a predicted model, not a curated record. NCBI's taxonomy places the organism in Eukaryota, Metazoa, Arthropoda, Insecta, Hymenoptera, Figitidae. Gene Ontology annotation, biological process: transcription elongation by RNA polymerase II. Gene Ontology annotation, cellular component: nucleus. The transcript has 5 exons.